Dermatophagoides pteronyssinus (European house dust mite) is the source of this 2615-nucleotide messenger RNA. RefSeq lists its product as uncharacterized. The record is from RefSeq and is a predicted model, not a curated record. Lineage: Eukaryota; Metazoa; Arthropoda; Arachnida; Sarcoptiformes; Pyroglyphidae.
AGUUAUGAGUAUUGAGUUAUGUUAAUGUUCAUGAGUUAUAAAUUUAAUUAAUAACUUUAUUCAUAUUUUUAAUAUUUACAAUUAUAAAGUUUAUGUGAAUUAUUUUGGAAAGAUAAAGCUACUGUUUCGUUUCAUGUGAUUCAUUAGCCGAUUUUCGAUAUAUAAACGUUUUAAUGUCAAGAUUGAAUAUUCAAUAUUUAAUCAUUUUAUAUUGAUACUAAAAAAAAUCUAAUUGUUUUUUUUCUGGAAGAUCAAACGUUAUAUGUAAGACAAUUUAUCUCUUUUUUUAUCCGAACCGUAUUAGUAAUGGCUUUACAAAUGGAAAUGUUCGAAAAACGUAAAAAAUGUUUACGUAUAUUUAAUGAGUAUUUUAAUAGUUUUAUUGAUGGCCAUGAAAAUGUUAUUCUUACGAAUGAAAAAGAAAUACGUAAUCUAAUUGUACAAAUACGUACAUUUAAUUGUAAUUUGGCCGAAAACGAUGAUUUAUAUGAUGAACAUUUAGUUGCAUUAUUCAAUACACGAGUUGGUCGAUUGAAUAAAUUUUUCAAAUCUGAUUGUCAAACAAACAAUAUUAUUGUCAAUAACAAAUCAGAAGAACAGACGUUUGAUAAAUAUCAAGUUCAAGAAAUUCAAAGACAUUCACAAAAAGAAUCAGAAGAAAUGGUUGAUAAUGAAAAAUCUGUUAUUUUUGAUGAUUGCAAAGAUAUUGAUGCAUUACUCGCUAUUUAUUAUAUAGAUUUUAUUAAAUUAACCGGUACAAAUUGGUAUGAUUAUCAUUCACAAAUAAUGGAAUUUAUUAUAGAAAAUCCAUUUAUAAAAGAUAUGAAAACAAAAAUGGAUUAUUUGAAAAAAACUGUUCAAAAAAAUUCAAAAGCAUUACGAUUAAUUGAAAAUAUUGAUGAUAUUCAAGAUGCUAUAAAGAUUUUGGAAAAAAAUUUCAUCAUUUAUACUACAAUGGAACCAGAAAUAUUUGUAAAAUAUUUGAUAAAAAAAUUUAUUUAUAGUGAAAAAGAAAAUGAUAUUGAAGAAAAUUAUCGUCAAUUACUUCGUAUUAUAUUGAAUAUUGUUUAUACUAUCAACGAUAAUGAUAAAAAAUCAGAUUAUCUAAAAUUGUUGUUGGAAAAAAUUCCAAAUUUUCUUCAUUCAGAUUCACCAUAUCAUUUUCUGGCAAUGAUGAGAUCAAAACUUAGUUUUUUUGAUUGUCCACAAAUUUUAAAACCUGUAGCAUUUGAAGAAUUAGAACAAUCAUAUAAUCGAUUGAUUGAUGAUAAAACAAUAUGUCCAAUUUGUUUCAAAGAAGAAAAAUGUAUUCGUGUUCAUAGAAUUAUAAGAUGUCGAUAUUUAGAAAAGUUUAUACGAAAAUAUGACAUUAACGAUAAUCAAAAAAUGUUGAAAAAUAUUCAAUCUGACAAUUCAAGAUCUGUUUUAUUGGAUCAAACUUUGGUUAUUGCAAAUACAAAUCAUGAAAUUGAUAACCAAAAUGAUUAUCAAUUAGCCCGUCAAAAUCUUUCAAAGAAAAAUCAAUCUUCUAAAGCAAUUCAACCAUUUAAAAAAAAGAAAAAUAAAAAACCAUAUUCAAAUUUGAUAUCAUUAAAUAAAGAAUCGAAUGAAAUUAAUGGUUUUUUUACACAACAAUCUUCUACUUCUACUUCGAUGCCAAAAAAUGAUGAAUCGAAUAAAGUGUUAAGAAAAAUCAUUCCAAUCACUAUUGUUGGCAAAGAAGAUUCAAUAGAAGCAUUUAUUGAUGAUCAAAAUGUUGAAAUUCCUGAUGCAAUGAUUGAACAUGAAUAUCUUAAUUCAUUGGAAAUUGAAUUUGAAACUGUUUCGGAUUUCAAUACACCAAAUCAUAUUAUUGGUUAUGUAAAAAUGGAUAUUGCCAUUGGAUUUUUGGUUCGAACAAUAAAUUUUGCAGUUUUUACUUUACAAGAAAAUGACGAAGAAAAACUACGUAUUUCUAAGAAUUUUUUGAAAAAAUUUUCAUUAACAUCACCUUCGAAUUUCGAACAACGUUUUGAACAAAUAAUCGAACGUUCAUUAAUGAUUACAAAUACUAAUGAUAAACAAAAAGUUUCUGAUUAUCUAGAUUAUCAAAGCAAACAAUCGAAUGAUGAAACAUUACAAAAAUUGUUUGACGCAAAUUUUCUGAUAAAAUCUUCAUCAAAUAUUGAACAUGAUUCGGAAAAAUUGUUAAAAAUUACUUUAGCUGGCGCUUCUAAUAAUGAUUAUUUUUUAAAUCCAGAUAAUCUCAUCAAUUAUGGUUUCGAUUAUGAUGAAUCUAUAAAAUUAUUAAAAUAUAAAAAAGUUCAUAUUUUUCUUCUUGCAUGCGAAAUUGAUUCGAAUCAAGACUUUUGGGAUACAAUGUUGAUCAAAUUUGGCCAGGAACAUGAAUUUUCUCUCGUUCGAUUACCAUUGUCUUUUGAAGAGGUUGAACUAAUCACAGAAAUACAGAAAAAAUGUUUCAAAUUAUUGGCCUAAAAAAGGAUAAAAGAGAGAGAUUGAACCUCCUUAUUCAAUUCGGAAUGAACUUGCCAAAAAUCAUUUUAUCUUUUUUUAAUUCUUUUUAAAACUUUUAAUUCAGCAUGGAACCUUAAAUAAUUAUGUAUUCAAUUUUAUGU